This is a messenger RNA of Sceloporus undulatus (fence lizard), 1754 nucleotides long. It is a transcript of the gene RNF183, whose product is annotated as ring finger protein 183. Gene Ontology annotation, biological process: protein ubiquitination. The record is from RefSeq and is a predicted model, not a curated record. The transcript has 2 exons. The coding region runs from base 340 to 903 and encodes 187 amino acids. Lineage: Eukaryota; Metazoa; Chordata; Lepidosauria; Squamata; Phrynosomatidae. Gene Ontology annotation, molecular function: ubiquitin protein ligase activity.
GGAGAAUGGCAUAAAGGAGAGUAGACACUCUCGCAUCAGCCAUGUUGGAGAAAAGGAGCAUCUUCCUGCAUAUAGACGGAUGAUCUAAACCAGACAUUGUAAGAAAAAGCAAGAAGGAAUGAGGAGGAGAAUGUGGAAGCAGCUGGCAUGGCUUCUGGGAUACUUGCCUGCAACUGUGCAAAGCGGCCUUGUUCCUGAUAAAGGCCUGUGCUGUAACAUGCCACAGGGUGACACCAUGGUGAAUUAAUUCACUAAGACUCCAUCUGGUCUUCUGUGCCUCCUAAGCAGCAAACCAAGCUUCUUCAUGGGCACUACAGGCUGGCAUCUCCCAUCCACAGCAUGGCUGAGAAGCAAUCCCUAAAGUUGGCAUCUGAGUGCCCAGUCUGCUGGAACCCUUACAAUAACACCUUCCGUACUCCCAAGCUACUCCAGUGCCACCACUCCUUCUGCAUCGAGUGCCUGGCCCACCUGAGCCUGGUAUCCUCACCCCAAAACCGACUGCAGUGCCCCCUCUGUCGCCACCCCACCAUGCUCCUAUCUAACCAAGCUGUCACCGAGUUGCCCACCAACGAGGCUGUCUUACAUCUUCUGCAUCUGGAGCCCAAUCUCAUCAUCCUGGAAGGGAGGCAGCUGUACCUGAAGGAGCAGCACAAAAGCAGAUACUUCCUACGCCAACCCAGGGUUUAUACCCUUGACUUGGGCACAGAACCCAGCAUGGACAUCUACCCUGAGCCAGUGCAAACAGGGACCAUCAGCCUACCUGACCGUAUUCAUUUGCGGGAAUGUGCUCGUAACCCCCAACUUCGCCUUUUCGCUUACUUGAUGGCCAUCAUCUUGAGCAUGACUUUGCUACUCAUCUUCUCCAUCUUCUGGACCAAGCGGUUCUUUGGAGGCUUGGGAUGAGGCUACAGUAUGGGGGUUUUGUUCUGGUUUUAACCAAGGAUUUAUGAAAAGGAACUCCAUAGUGGGUCUGAUGGAAAAGGGGAGACUAUGUGUGCCUCAGGUGUAGUAAUCUGCUUUCUGAACAUGCUUAACUGAAGCCAAAAGCACUUGACAUCUGCUGUGCCAAAGGCCUUUGCUACAAGCAGGUGGCAAGCCAUCAAUAGCCAAGAACGUCUAUCAUACUGCUAAAGCUUGUACAAACUAUAUUUCCUCUCCAUUGACCUAAGUUCCAAACCUUGCUCUACCUCAAGACAUUUCCAGUGUGGGCACACUAUAGUCCUAGCAGCCAAAUUACGCAGAAAUCAGACCCAUCUUUGCAUUCAAGGUGCAGUUUUUUGAAAGAUGUGAAAAUUGCUUCAGAUGGCAUCUAUGUGAUAAUUGUUAGGAUCCUGAUAGAAAGGAAGAAGGUAUUUCAGACUUUGCUUCCCAUACUGAAAUCCUGAGCCUUAUGUUGUUGUUAUGCGUCUGCAAGUAGUCCCUUACUUAAGGUGACCUAUCAUGGGCUUUUCUAAGAUUUGUUUAGAGGGCAUUUAUCACUGCCAUCCUCUGAGGCUGAGAGUGUGUAAACUGCCCAAGAUCACCCAGUGAGUUUCUAUAGGCCUCUCUUAAACGUAGGAUAUGCUUGGCAUUGAAGCCAAAAGGGGAUUUGAAAAAAAUAUCAUUUUCCUCUCAGUUCAAACAUAACACCAUCAGAUUUGCUGUCAUACGGUUGGUUGCCUUUGGAUAACUAUGCAAGUUGAAUGGGAGGACUCUUGUUUCCCAGCAGCCUAAGAGGAGAGGCAUUAGAAAUGCAAAGAACACAUUCUUUGUGA